ACUUUAAACUACCUUUGAGUUUUAAUAAUUUUGUCACCUGUGCAAUGAAACAGUUGUUUACGUCAUUUUACCGAUAGGUCGCGCUUAAUUACAUGCUCUUUGUGCGGUUCCGUUCCAAAAGCUCAUCUGCACAGAAUAACCCUAAGAAGAAUGUCUGAAAGCAGCAUAAGCGAACCAAGGGACGACAUUUAUGACUAUAAGUCGACCUAUAUGAACGAUGAGGUUGACCAAAAUAGAAACGCCCAGCUACCCGUAGCAAGGGUCAAAAAAAUCAUGAAGGAAGGUGAGCACAGCGGAAUGAUAUCCGCUGAUGCCCCUGUGAUACUUGCCAAGGCAUGCGAAAUGCUUAUUAAGGAACUGACCUUACAGUCAUGGACAUGUACCCUUCUCACAAGGAGAUGCACACUCCAGAAACAAGAUAUAACAUCGGCUAUAUUUAAAAGUAACAUAUAUAACUUCCUCUAUGAUGUCCUAACUCCAGAGGAACUUCGACCAAAGAUGGAAUCGCAACUUUUGGCAACACAACGAACUCAAGGGAUCCACAUAAACCCUAGGGUAAAUUGCCAAAGGAACGGUCGUUUAUCUAUUCCUCCUGGCAUUCAACUAAUUCACGAAAGAUUACAAAAACGGAGUAUAAAGCAGAUUCACCCGUAUAGACUCCCACAACUCGGACCCGUCGCACCCAUUCAGGGAUACAUGCCUACACAAUACGAGGGCCUACCAAUUGCUCAAAAUCCAACCUACAUACCCACCAUGAACCCAAACCGACCCAUUCCAAUGCAACCACCAAUGAUGAUACACAGGAGUCAACCCAUUAGGAAUCCCGGACAAGUUAUUAAAACACACGUCACUCCAUACCAAACGCACUAUGUCAACACACCGCGGUUCAACGGGUAUCACGAUGAAAGGUUUGAUAACCAAUACUUUAUACCAAACAAUUUCAACUAA
Messenger RNA from Theileria equi strain WA, 948 nucleotides. Its product is annotated as histone-like transcription factor CBF/NF-Y and archaeal histone domain-containing protein. Gene Ontology annotation, biological process: regulation of DNA-templated transcription. NCBI's taxonomy places the organism in Eukaryota, Apicomplexa, Aconoidasida, Piroplasmida, Theileriidae. The transcript has 5 exons. Bases 151 to 948 code for a protein of 265 amino acids. Gene Ontology annotation, molecular function: protein heterodimerization activity; DNA binding; DNA-binding transcription activator activity, RNA polymerase II-specific. Gene Ontology annotation, cellular component: nucleus. The record is from RefSeq and is a predicted model, not a curated record.